Molecule: messenger RNA, 2064 nt
Organism: Mizuhopecten yessoensis (Yesso scallop)
Lineage: Eukaryota; Metazoa; Mollusca; Bivalvia; Pectinida; Pectinidae
Product: sialin-like
Exons: 10
Coding region: 10-1881 (623 amino acids)
Biological process (GO): monoatomic anion transport; transmembrane transport
Molecular function (GO): transmembrane transporter activity
Source: RefSeq, a predicted model, not a curated record
ACUGAUCUUAUGACCAAUACAAGUCAGGGAAACAGUUCUAUCGUCACUUCUUCUACUGAAACAAAUAAAUACCAGUUACAAUGGGACUUGGAAACACAGGGUCUUGUGCUAUCAUCCUACUACUACACUUUUCCUCUCACGCCCUUGCUGGGAGGCUAUUUGGCAGGGAAAUUCGGCGGAAAGUGGGUGAUCUUCAGUCAAAUUAUGCUCAUGUGUGCAGCCUCGAUUUCAAUUCCAUUCGUUGCCCUCAUCGACCCAGCGCUUGUCAUGAUCGCCCGUGCUGUUGUUGGUUUCACAUCAGGUGGGUUAAUGCCGGCUACCGUUCAGCUUCUAUCGAGAUGGGCUCCACAAUUUGAACGUUCCAGAAUGUUAGCAAUCGUCAACUCAGGCCAAAGCAUUGGUAAUAUUUUAACCUUCCUCUUGUCCGGUUUUAUAUGUAUGAUACCUUUCCAAGGAGGAUGGCCUUUCAUCUUCUAUAUAUUUACUGCCGUCAACUUCCUUGCCAACCUCUUAUGGAUAGUUGUUGUCUACGAUUCACCGGAAGUACACCCAAAAGCUAGCGCCAGGGAAGUCCUUUAUAUACUACAAGAGCGGCGCAGUACUACCGCCAAGAUGCCUUCACCACCGUGGAAAAACUUCGUCACUUCCGGUCCAUUCUGGGCUAUACUGGUAGCACAUACAACGCACGGGUUCAUAUUCACAGUGAUAGGUACUUUCCUUCCUCUGUACAUGAAAGACGUCCUGAUGUAUGAUCCUACGACGAACGGAGUGCUGUCCUCACUGCCUUUCAUUGGACGAUUCAUUGGCGCAUUUUCGGUUGGGUUUUUAGCUGACAAAUGUACGGAAAAGAAAUGGUUCUCGACUGGCACGACGAGAAAAGGCCUACAGUGUAUUGGCAUGCUUGGGUCAGCUCCAUUUCUAAUUGCCCUUAGUUACAUGACGGUAGAGAGAAGGACAUUGGCUGUAGUACUCCUGAUAUGCUACUGGACAUUGCAGUCUACAACCAAUGCUGCAUUUCGUGUCAAUCAUCUCGACAUAGCACCGACAUAUGCUGGGGUUAUUAAUGGGAUAACAUUGACGUGUGCUUCGUUAGCGGCCCUAGUAGCACCAGUAGUCACCGCUGCCAUUACAACUAACGGAACCCGAGAAGAAUGGCAGAUUGUAUUCUUCAUCUGCGCAGGACUUGGAGUGUUUGGCGCCUUAGUGUUUUGCCUCCUAGGAUCUGGAGAAGAACAGGAGUGGGCAAAGGACCCAAAUCUGGACAUCGAAAACGAUAUACGUCGAAUGUCUAUGGACGUUCAGUCAUUAGCAGAACAACCAAAUGGGGAAACAUCUGGUUUCACAUUGGGUGGUCAACGCAGAAGAUCUUCACAAAAACCGUACGUCGGCGUGUCAUCAGAUGUCUCAAUAAAUGGACAGGAUAUUGAUGAAGAAGAUUUGACCUAUUCCAGUUUGGAAAAAGGACAACUGUCUUUUGAAACCGAGUUAAAAAAUAACGACUUCAUCCAUGCAAAUAACAACAGUUUCUCCAAUCUACGACCAAUAUUGAAUUUCCAUUCUCAUUCCGAAAAAGAUUGCAGGUCGAUAGAUGAUAUAAACGCUAUUGGUAAAUCACCAGUGAAUCCAACGCUCUCCUAUUCCAGCUAUGGUUUUGAAAAUACAAUAAUGGACAUAGACGACGACGCAGAGCAAGAACCAGCUUCCCAACUUAAUAAUAGCAUCGGUAAUACAACAAAGUACAGUGAUGACAUAGAAGAGACGGAGACAUAUACCAGUAGUUUUGAUCGAACCGACAACACGGGUGUUAAGAAUAGAAAUCACAAAAAUCUAGUUAUGGUUAUGAGUAAGAAUGACGCAGUAUCAGAAUGUACACAUCUUUAACGUUACCUGCUAUGAUGCCUGGUAUUUCAUAGCAGUUUUUAUACAUUUCUUGCAGCGCACAAAUGUCUCUAUCAUAAACACCUGUGUCUCAAGCAACAUUUAUAUGACUUCAAAAACAAUGAUUUUCCCAUUUUUGUCUUUUUGUAUAUCCUUGCAGUUGCAUUAAAUUAUCGUCAAUAACCA